Cylicocyclus nassatus is the source of this 1404-nucleotide messenger RNA. The record is from the annotation of a GenBank genome assembly. NCBI's taxonomy places the organism in Eukaryota, Metazoa, Nematoda, Chromadorea, Rhabditida, Strongylidae.
AUGGGAGGGCAAGGCCAACAGUUCUCGUAUGUGCCAAAGAUAAUGAACGGCGGUCUGGCCGGUAUUGUGGGCGUAACUUGUGUAUUCCCCAUUGAUCUAGUGAAGACUCGCCUGCAAAACCAACCUAUUCUGCCAGAUGGACGGGUGCAGUACAGGGGAAUAGUAGAUUGUGCCAAGCAAACAUGGAGAUCAGGGGGUGCAUCAAUCUUUUCCAAGGUGCGAGCUUUGUAUUCCGGAUCCGCCGUCAAUAUUGUCCUAAUUACGCCUGAGAAGGCUAUAAAACUAGUUGCGAAUGACUUCUUCAGACAUCAUCUUGCUGUUCCUGGAGAAAAGACACUCUCAGCAUGGCGAGGAAUGACUGCAGGCGGACUGGCUGGAGCUUUCCAGAUUAUCGUCACUACACCGAUGGAACUCUUAAAAAUUCAAAUGCAGGACCAAGGGAGAACAGCAAAGCCUGGACAAAAGAAAAUGACUGCGCUUCAAUUAACUGCAAGGCUUCUGAGGGAAAACGGGAUCGCUGGAUUAUACAAGGGUCUAGGUUCAACUUUUGCUAGGGAUGUGACUUUCUCUGUGAUUUACUUUCCUUUCUUUGCUUAUCUCGACUCUUUGGGCCCUAGGAAAAGUGAUGGAAGCGGCGAUGCAGUGUUUUGGACUUCAUUCGUGGCUGGGCUUGCUGCAGGAGCGACUGCUUCAUUUCUUGUGACUCCGCUCGAUGUUAUCAAAACCCGAAUGCAAACUAUCAAUAAGGGAGAAAACGAAGUUCGAUACAAAAACAUCGCAGACGCUUUCAUAAGAAUUUUGAAAAUGGAGGGUCCUCGAGCUCUACUCAAAGGUGCCGCCUGUCGUAUGAUGGUUAUGGCGCCGCUCUUUGGGAUAGCGCAGACUGUCUAUUACAUCGGAGUGGCUGAAAAAAUUCUAGGAGUUCAGAAAACUACGCAUAUAUAGGUAACUUCCGUCAGUGUACUGGUGAUGAGGCCUGCAUUGUGUUUUUCUAAUCAACUUGUCUACUAAUAAUUGCCCUCCCACUUAUGUAUCGAUUUAGGCACUCGUCUUUUAGGUGACUGAAUUGCAGAUAUAGGUACUAUAGGGAUACUACAGGAGUCUACCUCGACUAACGUCCUUACUUAGUCUUUAGCGGUUUAGUCACUUAGGCACGAACUAUCUUACUAACAUGAUCCUCUCUGAAUACACUUGAGUUCCCAACUCACAUGUGAGCUAACAUUCUUAUGUCUUAUGAAAUCUCCGACUAACGGCUGUUUUAGUAGCGGUUUAUAGCUGAGUCAGUUUUUAGCUUUCUAGCUUGUUAAAGAGUGAUAUAUAGAGUGAUAUAAUCUGCUCAAGAUCUGUGAAUUUGAUCAGCUUUGUGAAUUAUUCGUUGUGCAUGAAAUAAAAUUGAAUGUUUCU